GUAAAGCCAUUGGAUGGUGUGAAAAUUCUUGAUUUAACAAGGGUGCUUGCAGGGCCUUUUGCCACAAUGAAUUUGGGAGAUUUAGGGGCUGAAGUUAUCAAAGUGGAAAGACCAGGAGCUGGUGAUGAUACAAGAGCCUGGGGUCCACCUUUUGCUGGAACAGAAAGUGUUUAUUUUCUCAGUGUCAAUAGAAAUAAAAAGAGUAUAGCUAUCAACAUGAAGGAUUCAAAAGGGGCAAAGCUAAUCAGAGAGCUUGCAGCAGUGUCUGAUGUUUUUGUGGAAAACUACAUCCCUGGGAAGCUGGCUGAAAUGGGUCUAGGUUAUGAAGACAUUAAAAAGAUUGCUCCUCAUGUAGUGUACUGUUCAAUAACAGGUUAUGGUCAGAGUGGUCCAAUGGUUCAGAGAGGUGGAUAUGACUCCAUUGCAGCUGCUGUUUCUGGUCUCAUGCAUAUCACAGGGCAUGAGGAUGGUGAGCCAGUUAGACCAGGAGUAGCCAUGACAGAUCUUGCUACUGGGUUGUUUACAUAUGGAGCGAUUAUGGCUGGUUUACUUCAGAGGUAUAAGACUGGGAAAGGGCUGCACAUUGACUGCAAUCUCUUGUCAUCUCAGGUUGCAUGUCUUACUCAUGUAGCAGCUAACUACCUUAAUUGCAAAAUUGAAGCAAAACGCUGGGGUACUGCUCAUGGGAGUAUUGUUCCGUAUCAG
Leptosomus discolor (cuckoo roller) is the source of this 705-nucleotide messenger RNA. The record is from RefSeq and is a predicted model, not a curated record. Lineage: Eukaryota; Metazoa; Chordata; Aves; Leptosomiformes; Leptosomidae.